Molecule: messenger RNA, 363 nt
Organism: Eucalyptus grandis
Lineage: Eukaryota; Viridiplantae; Streptophyta; Magnoliopsida; Myrtales; Myrtaceae
Product: LOB domain-containing protein 27-like
Exons: 1
Coding region: 1-363 (120 amino acids)
Source: RefSeq, a predicted model, not a curated record
AUGCCUGCAACUUCCAAAGCAUGCGCACCGUGUAGACACCAAAAGAAGAGGUGCAACGGAAGCUGCGAAGUCGCCGACCUCUUCCCGGCGAGCCGGUACGACGAGUUCCAGAACGCACAGCGGCACUUCGGCGUGAGCAACAUGCAUGGCAUCAUACGCGCGGUCGACCCCGAGAUGAGAAAACAAGCUGCCAAGUCGAUACUCAUGGAGGGUAACAUCAGGAGACGCGAUCCCGUGCACGGAUGUCUCGGGGUCGCUCGGAGAUUGAGGUGGGAGAUACGCUCCUGCGAGAAGCAGCUCGAAGACGCGAAUCGUCGCCUGUCUUUGCUUCGGCAGAGAGACUGGGAACUGAAGAGGCUAUGA